Molecule: messenger RNA, 507 nt
Organism: Trypanosoma rangeli
Lineage: Eukaryota; Euglenozoa; Kinetoplastea; Trypanosomatida; Trypanosomatidae
Exons: 1
Coding region: 1-507 (168 amino acids)
Cellular component (GO): mitochondrial outer membrane
Source: RefSeq, a predicted model, not a curated record
AUGCCGGUUGUAAAUUCCACCGACGAGGGUUUGAAAAGAAAUGAGUUGAACUUCAAAAUGCUGGCUACGGUGCCUGUAUUUCCCGCGCCGAGUGGUGCCCCACUUGUAUCGUUGCAGAACCGCUACAUGAAGCCGCUUCCGGUAAUCAAUCAGAUGCAACUUGACUGUCAUUCUGUCCACCGCGCCGUGACAAUUCCAGGGGAUUUCCAUGAGGAGAACCAUCUCCCAUGUUUAGGCGAUACUACAUUCUCGGAGCCGUCCGAAGGCAAAGGAGCAGUGGAGUUGAAGGAAGUUAGGAACGUCGGUAAGCUUAACAGCCACACUCAGGGGAUAUUGUUGUUGUUGACACACCACAUGCGAAGGCUGGCGGUGGAAUACCACGCGGGCUACCACUACCUUGAGGCGUUUCUGGGGGACCUAGAUAAUUUUGAAAGUGUGCGAUCUGCAGGACACCAGCGCUUGCUCACACUUGACCGAAUGCGGAGCGUCCAUUACUUCCUCCAGUGA